Spea bombifrons (plains spadefoot toad) is the source of this 1619-nucleotide messenger RNA. RefSeq names its product cytochrome P450 2K6-like. Gene Ontology annotation, molecular function: oxidoreductase activity, acting on paired donors, with incorporation or reduction of molecular oxygen, reduced flavin or flavoprotein as one donor, and incorporation of one atom of oxygen; heme binding; iron ion binding. The transcript is spliced from 11 exons. Lineage: Eukaryota; Metazoa; Chordata; Amphibia; Anura; Pelobatidae. Gene Ontology annotation, cellular component: intracellular membrane-bounded organelle; cytoplasm. The record is from RefSeq and is a predicted model, not a curated record. Bases 1 to 1536 code for a protein of 511 amino acids. Gene Ontology annotation, biological process: xenobiotic metabolic process.
AUGUGCACUUGUUCUGUUGUGUUAGCUCUCUUGUGUAUAUAUCUUAAUGUGUUGCAUGUGGUUAAUGAAGUAAAGAAAAGAAGUUAUGUUCCACUGCUUGUCUGUGUUUGUGAGCAACAUCUACAUAACGUGCUUAGAAGUGUUGAUCGGAAUUUACCUCCAGGACCAAAGCCUUUGCCACUUAUUGGGAAUUUGCACCUUGUGGACCUAUGGCAACCUUAUGAUUCACUUAAACAGUUAUCAAAGAAGUAUGGAUCCAUAUUCACUAUUUAUUCAGGAACAAAGAGGUCAGUGGUGCUGUGUGGUUACGAGACCGUGAAAGACGCUCUCGUUAAUCACGCGGAGGCAUUUUCUGGAAGAGCCCGUAUGCAGAUCUUACAGGAUUACUCGCAAGGGUAUGGUGUUUCUUUUUCCGAUGAUGAGAACUGGAAAGUAAUGAGAAGAUUUAUCCUCUCAACACUACGAGAUUUUGGAAUGGGAAAGACAAUCAUAGAAAAUAAAAUUAACGAAGAAUGCGAUUGCUUGGUGGAAAAACUACAUUCUUACAAAGGAGAGCCAUUCGAAAACACCAUGUUAAUGAAUUCUGCUAUAGCCAAUAUCAUCAUAUCCAUUGUUAUUGGUGAACGGUUUGACUAUGACAACCCAAGAAUUUUGAGAAUCAUAUACUUAAUAAAUGAAAUUUUAAGACUUUUUGCACAUCCCAUCACCCUGCUAUAUAACACCUUUCCAUCUGUCAUUCGCUGGUUUCCUGGGAGCCAUAAAACGGUUUUGAAAUACAUGGAGGAGCUGAGGUUGUUUUUUAAGGAGAUAUUUAUAAACCGCAAAAAGCAACUGGACAUCAAUGACCAGCAAAAUGUGAUAGAUGCAUUCCUCGCCAAACAACAAGCGGAAAAGCCUAAUCCUGAAUUAUAUUUCCAUGAUCAAAAUCUCAGAAUACUUGUGACUGAUGUAUUUGCUGGCGGGAUGGAGACGACCUCAACCACCCUCCGAUGGGGCCUUCUGCUAAUGAUGAAGUACCCAGAAAUUCAAAAAAAGGUCCAAGAUGAAAUAGAAGAAGUGAUUGGAUCUGCCACACCUCAGGCAGAACACAGAAAGUUAAUGCCGUAUACCGACGCCGUUAUUCAUGAAAUCCAAAGAUUCAGUGACAUCGUACCAAUCGCCGUUCCACAUGCAACUACUCAAGAUGUUAUAUUUAGAGGAUAUUUUAUUCCAAAGGGUACCGAAAUCAUCACAUUUCUAACGUCUGUACUAAAGGAUAAAGCUCACUUCGAGAAACCAGAUGAGUUUUACCCCCAACAUUUUCUAGACUCUGAAGGAAAAUUUGUAAAGAAAGAGGCAUUUAUUCCUUUCUCAUUAGGUCGAAGGAGUUGCAUUGGUGAAAAUUUAGCCAAAAUGGAGCUUUUCCUGUUCAUCAUUAGGCUGCUGCAGAAUUUCACAUUCCAGCCUCCCCCGGGGGCUGAACUUGAUAUCACACCAGUUAUUGGCUCUACUAGUCCUCCAAAACCACAUUGUAUGUGUGCGGUGCCUCGCAAAUAGUAUAACGGAAACUGAGUUUUUUCUUUUUUGUAAACAGAAUACGCAUUUAGAACAUGUCUACAUGUAUUUACAUAAUAAAUAUA